AUGGAUGUGCAGGAGAAAGCUGAUGUAGAGAGACACGUGGAAAGGAAGAAGCUUGAGGUGUUAGAGGAGCCUUAUUCUGCGGCGCUUACCUUGCCGACUAGUGGGCGGUCCUUCCGCUUUUCAGGCUGUGCGGCUAACAUAGUGGAUGACAAGUAUGAAUAUUCAAUUGAGAACAAAGAUAACGGGGUUCAUGGGUGGAUAUGCUUUGAUCCACCAGUUGGGUUUUGGCAAAUCUGUCCCAGCAAUGAGUUCAGAACUGGGAGUCCAACCAAACAGGACCUAACCUCUCAUGUCAAUCCAACUACUCUUGCUAUGUUUGUAAGUGCCCAUUAUGGAGGAGAGGAAUUGUCACUCCAAAUUGGAUCUGGGGAGCCAUGGAAGAAAGUUUUUGGACCAGUUUUUAUUUAUCUUAAUUCUGUCUCUGAUAGAAAUAAUGCAUUUUCACUUUGGGACAAUGCCAAAGAACAGAUGAAGGUUGAAGUCCAAAGUUGGCCAUACAGUUUCCCAAAUUCAGAGGACUUUCCAAAGUCUGAUCAAAGGGGUACUGUCAUUGGCAAAUUUCUUGUGCAUGAUAGGUGUGUUCUUUUAUGCCUUUUCCAGUUUCACUUGGUUCAAUUAAACUCAAAAGUUUGCAUUGUCAUAGUUGUCAUAUCUAGGGCAAUUCAACCCAAGUAA
Messenger RNA from Camellia sinensis, 675 nucleotides. The record is from RefSeq and is a predicted model, not a curated record. NCBI's taxonomy places the organism in Eukaryota, Viridiplantae, Streptophyta, Magnoliopsida, Ericales, Theaceae.